AUGUUUACCCUUGCAGAAGUUGCAUCGCUCAAUGACAUCCAGCCAACUUAUCGUAUCUUGAAACCAUGGUGGGAUGUAUUUAUGGAUUAUCUAGCUGUUGUUAUGUUAAUGGUUGCUAUUUUUGCUGGAACCAUGCAGCUGACCAAAGACCAGGUGGUCUGCUUGCCCGUUUUGCAGUCUACUGUAAAUUCAAAAGCACAACCUGGCUCGUCAGGGAAGGCUGACUUUACCACUGUUGAAACAACCACUGGUCAAGGAGAAGAAGCAUCAAUGAGAACGGUUUCCUUCGGAAGUGCCCCUACUGUAACACCUGAUGUACCUCUGAGCAGAGCUACCUCUUCUCAGUAUCAACCCACUGAAUCAGGCCAGGAGCUGAAGAAGGAGCAGAAAGAUUCUUCAGGCCGUAAAACAAAUUUGGAUUUUCAGCAAUACGUAUUUAUUAACCAGAUGUGCUAUCAUUUGGCUCUUCCUUGGUAUUCAAAGUAUUUUCCCUAUCUUGUUCUCAUCCAUACUAUCAUUUUAAUAGUCAGUAGCAAUUUUUGGUUCAAGUAUCCCAAGACUUGCUCAAAGAUUGAGCAUUUUGUGUCUAUAUUAGGGAAGUGCUUUGAGUCCCCUUGGACUACGAAAGCAUUGUCUGAAACAGCAUGCGAGGACUCCGAGGAGAACAAACAGAGGUUAACUGGUGCCCAGUCCCUGCCCAAGUACGUUUCCACUAGCAGUGAUGAAGGAAGCCCAAGUGCCAGCACUCCCAUGAUAACAAAGUCUGGCUUCAAGUUUUCGGCUGACAAGCCAAUGAUUGAGGUUCCCAGUGUCACUAUUUUAGAUAAGAAAGAUGGAGAGCAAGCCAAAGCGCUGUUUGAGAAAGUCCGUAAGUUCCGGGCUCACGUGGAGGACAGUGAUCUGAUUUACAAGCUCUAUGUUGGCCAGACUGUCAUCAAGACUGUGAAGUUCAUAUUUAUUCUCUGCUAUACUGCAAACUUUGUCAACACCAUUAGUUUUGAACACAUCUGCAACCCAAAAGUGGAACACCUGAUUGGCUACACACAGUUUGAAUGUACACACAACAUGGCUUACAUGUUGAAGAAGCUGCUUAUCAGCUAUAUUUCCCUUAUUUGUGUCUAUGGUUUUAUCUGCCUUUACACGCUUUUCUGGCUGUUCCGUAUACCUUUAAAAGAAUAUUCCUUUGAAAAAGUCAGAGAAGAGAGUAGCUUCAGUGACAUCCCUGAUGUCAAAAAUGAUUUUGCAUUUCUCUUGCAUAUGGUAGAUCAGUACGACCAGCUAUAUUCUAAGCGAUUUGGUGUCUUUUUGUCAGAGGUAAGUGAGAACAAACUUCGGGAAAUUAGCUUAAACCAUGAAUGGACUUUUGAAAAGCUGCGGCAACAUGUUUCCCGCAAUGCCCAGGACAAGCAAGAGUUGCAUCUCUUCAUGCUGUCGGGGGUCCCCGAUGCAGUGUUUGAUCUGACGGAUUUAGAUAUGUUGAAACUGGAGCUGAUUCCUGAAGCGAAAAUCCCAGCGAAAAUUUCCCAGAUGACGAAUCUUCAGGAGCUUCAUCUGUGCCACUGCCCUGCGAAGGUCGAGCAAACUGCCUUCAGCUUCCUCCGGGACCACUUGAGAUGCCUUCAUGUGAAAUUCACAGAUGUUGCAGAAAUUCCUGCGUGGGUGUAUUUGCUCAAAAACCUCCGUGAAUUGUACUUGAUAGGCAACUUGAACUCUGAAAACAAUAAAAUGAUAGGGCUUGAAUCUCUCAGAGAAUUGAGACACCUUAAAAUUCUCCACGUGAAAAGCAAUUUGACCAAAAUUCCCCCCAAUAUCACAGAUGUGGCACCACAUCUGACAAAACUAGUCAUUCAUAAUGACGGCACUAAGCUUGUGGUACUCAAUAGCCUUAAGAAAAUGACUAAUGUUGCGGAGUUGGAACUGCAGAACUGUGAACUGGAGAGAAUUCCCCAUGCCAUCUUCAGCCUCUCUAACCUACAGGAACUGGAUUUAAAGUCAAAUAGCAUACGCACAAUUGAAGAAAUUAUCAGUUUCCAGCACUUAAAAAGAUUGACUUGUUUAAAGCUGUGGCACAAUAAAAUAGUCAGCAUUCCCUCCUCCAUUAUCCACGUAAAGAAUUUGGAGUCUCUUUAUCUCUCCAAUAACAAACUCGAAUCCUUACCAGCUGCAGUGUUCAGUUUACAGAAACUUAGGUGUUUAGAUGUAAGCUACAACUCAAUCGCAUUGAUUCCGGUGGAAAUAGGUUUGCUUCAAAAUCUGCAGCAUUUUCACAUCACAGGAAACAAAGUCGACGUUUUGCCAAAACAGUUAUUUAAAUGUGUUAAACUGAGGACUUUGGGUCUGGGACAAAACUGUAUUACCUCCAUCCCAGAUAAAAUUAGUCAACUGUUGCAGCUGACUCAUCUGGAACUGAAGGGAAACUGCUUGGACCGUCUGCCAGCCACGCUGGGACAGUGUCAGCUUCUCAGGAAAAGUGGGCUCGUGGUGGAAGAUCACCUCUUUGACGCUUUGCCCUCAGAAGUUAAAGAGGUGUUGAAUCAAGACACAAGCAUUCCCUUUGCUAAUGGGAUUUAGGCUGAGCUGAAAUGCUCCGGUAGCUGACUUCCGAACAGCAAAUGCUAAAAAGUAUAGCAAUUGUGAGACUGUGUGUUUUAGAAAGCAGAAUUCCUUGGAAGGCAGGACUACUAGCAGGAUUAGAAGAGGUAUAAGCGAGUGUUCAGUGUUUGCAGUGUUUUAAAAGAUUAUUUCCAAAAUUUCUGAGAGGGUAAAAAACCUUAAUAAUCUCAAUUCUUUUCUCCUUAAAUUGUUUGUAACUUGGAUGCUGCCGCUUUUGAAUGUUUACAAAUUUGCUUGCCUGCUUAAAGUAAAUGAUGAAAUUGAUGACCUU
Tauraco erythrolophus (red-crested turaco) is the source of this 2884-nucleotide messenger RNA. RefSeq names its product leucine rich repeat containing 8 VRAC subunit D (gene LRRC8D). Lineage: Eukaryota; Metazoa; Chordata; Aves; Musophagiformes; Musophagidae. Gene Ontology annotation, molecular function: protein binding. Gene Ontology annotation, cellular component: cytoplasm. The record is from RefSeq and is a predicted model, not a curated record.